Cyprinus carpio (common carp) is the source of this 1688-nucleotide messenger RNA. Its product is annotated as guanylate-binding protein 1-like. Bases 186 to 1628 code for a protein of 480 amino acids. The record is from RefSeq and is a predicted model, not a curated record. Gene Ontology annotation, molecular function: GTP binding; GTPase activity. NCBI's taxonomy places the organism in Eukaryota, Metazoa, Chordata, Actinopteri, Cypriniformes, Cyprinidae. The transcript is spliced from 8 exons.
ACUUCAGGGCUUAAAGGGUUAAUUUAGUUGUGGAAACAAGCGUACAUAUAAUCCUGAGCUGAGAUAUUGAGGUUUCUGUAAGCACCUGUAAAACCAAAAUUUGUUGUGCACUAUGGUACAGAUACAGAUUUUUUACACAGCAGUUCUUCAAGGGUUUAAAGUGUGCACAUGUGUUGGCAGUGAGCAUGGAUAAACCAGUGUGCUUCAUUGACACGGACUCAGCUGGGAAGCUGUCUGUGCAGCAGUCGGCUCUUCAGAUCCUGGAGCAGAUCCAGCAGCCGGUGGUGGUGGUGUCUGUGGUGGGGCUCUACCGCACCGGGAAGUCCUACCUGAUGAACCGCCUCGCUGGGAAACAAACAGGGUUUGCGCUGGCCAGCACAAUUGAGUCCAAGACGAAGGGCAUCUGGAUGUGGUGUGUGUCCCAUCCCACUAAAGCAGGAACCACUCUAGUGCUGCUGGACACCGAGGGACUCGGAGACGUGGAUAAGGGAGACCCAAAGCAUGACACCAACAUCUUCAGUCUGGCUGUGUUACUCAGCAGCACUCUGGUCUACAACAGUCGAGGGACGAUUGACAACAAGGCUGUCAUGGAACUACAAUAUGUCACUGAACUAUCAGAGUGCAUCAAGGUAAAAUCAUCAGAUGAGGAUGACGAUGAUUCAAGCGAGUUUGUGAAGUUCUUCCCUAGUUUCAUCUGGGCUGUGAGGGACUGCACACUGGAGCUAAAGAUCGAUGCCAAAGAUGUAACAGAGGAUGAGUAUCUAGACUUCGCUCUGAAGCUGAAACCUGGCACUAAGAGAAGUGUGAUGGAGUACAACUUUCCCAGGGAAUGCAUCCAAAAAUUCUUCCCUUCCAGGAAGUGCUUCACUUUCCCCUUUCCAACCGCCCCAGAAAAUAUGUCUCGCCUUGGGAUCUCGGAUUCUGCUGACAUUUCCUCUGAGUUCUUGAAGGUCACAGAUCAUUUCUGCAAAUUUGUCUUUCAUGACAGCUGUGUGAAGAGGCUGAAAGAUGGAUACACAGUCACUGGAAGAGUUCUGGGUCAUCUGGCUAAAACAUAUGUGGACACCAUCUCAAGUGGGGCUGUGCCAUGUCUGGAGAACGCUGUAAUAGCAAUGGCAAUGAUUGAGAAUGAGGCUGCAGUGAAGGAGGGUCUUCAGGUUUUCCAAAGUGGAAUGGAGAAGCUGAAGGACUCCUUCCCUCUGGAACUGAAGGAUGUGUUCUCUGAACACCAACAUCUUAGCAUCGCAGCAACACAAGCCUUCAUGAAGCGUUCUUUCAGGGACACUGAUGGGAAGUACCUGGAAUCUUUAGAGGAAAAUAUUAAUAAACUCUUUGAAGAAUACCUGAACCAAAACAAACAAGCUUCAAAGAAACGAUGUGAGGAAAUCCUGUCAUCCCUCUCUGCACCAAUGAUGGAAAAACUCAAGAAGGGCUUCUAUGCCAAACCUGGUGGCUAUGAUCUCUUCUGUAAAGAUCUGGAGGACAUUGUGAAUAAAUAUAACAGCCAGGCCAAUAAAGAAGUCAAGACUGAAGAGGUCCUAGAGGAGUUCCUGAAGCAGAAGUCUGUGGAUUCUGAAGCCAUUCUGCAGGCUGACAAGAAACUGACUGAGAAGGAGAAAAAGAUUUGAAGCAGAAGUCUGUGGAUUCUAAUGCCAUUCUGCAGGCCGACAAAAAACUGACUGAGAAGG